Abrus precatorius (Indian licorice) is the source of this 813-nucleotide messenger RNA. RefSeq names its product protein Rf1, mitochondrial-like. Gene Ontology annotation, molecular function: protein binding. The record is from RefSeq and is a predicted model, not a curated record. The transcript is spliced from 2 exons. NCBI's taxonomy places the organism in Eukaryota, Viridiplantae, Streptophyta, Magnoliopsida, Fabales, Fabaceae. The coding region runs from base 1 to 813 and encodes 270 amino acids.
AUGUCAUUCACAAGGGUAAGGUAUGUGCUCUUCCCACGUUCUUACUCUGCAAAGCUUCACACUCACUCUUCGCCCCCAUUGAUUCACGGUGUUCAUGACUCUGUUGCCUCAUUCAAUCCUCCUCCCCCAUUUAUUCCCAUUGUUCAUGAGGCUGUUGCCUCAUUCAAUCGCAUGCAUCCUUCCCCCUUUAUUCACGAUGUUGAUCCGGCUGUAGUCUCAUUCAAUCGCAUGCUCAAUGUGCCACCUUGCCCGCCCAUCACUCAAUUUAACAAGAUUUUGGGGUCCCUUGCUAGAGACAAGCGUUUCGAAACUGUUGUUCUGCUCUUCCCAAAAUUGGAAUUCAUCCCGACUGUCAUCUACAACAGUGUUAUUCACGGCUUUUGUCGUUUGGGUCAAGUGAAGGAAGCAAUGGUUCUGUUCAAUGAAAUGGUAUUGAAAAGCAUCAACCCAGAUGUUUAUACCUUUAACAUGUUGAUGGAUGUCCCGUGUAAGGAUGGAAGAGUGAGAGAAGCUAAAAAUGUGUUGGCAGUGAUGGUAAGAAGAGGUCUGAAACCAGAUGUUGUUACUUAUAAUACUUUAAUGGGUGGCUAUUGCCUUGUCAACGAAGUAAAUAAUGGAAGACAUGUACUCAACUCGAUGAUCCGAAGUAGUGUAACACCUUAUGUACGAAGCUAUAACAUAUUGAUUAAUGGAUUAUGCAAGACUGGAGAGGCAUUUGAAGCCAUGACUCUGUUCAAACAAAUGAGACGCAACAAUAUAGUUCCAACUACAGUAACUUACAAUUCUCUCAUUGAUGGUUUGUGCAGAACUUGA